Molecule: messenger RNA, 582 nt
Organism: Galendromus occidentalis (western predatory mite)
Lineage: Eukaryota; Metazoa; Arthropoda; Arachnida; Mesostigmata; Phytoseiidae
Product: dopamine D2-like receptor
Exons: 4
Coding region: 1-582 (193 amino acids)
Biological process (GO): G protein-coupled receptor signaling pathway
Cellular component (GO): plasma membrane
Molecular function (GO): G protein-coupled receptor activity; dopamine neurotransmitter receptor activity, coupled via Gi/Go
Source: RefSeq, a predicted model, not a curated record
AUGUUCUCGCAGAGCGUAGAGCUGAUGAGCACGGAGGGCUCGGGAGGAAAACACGAAAGGGACCGAGAGGGAGCUCCCGAGGCUGAGACAGUAGAUGGCAACGGUCCCGUCAGCGCGAACCUUGCCGGUUCGCCCGACGGUAGCCAGAUCUCGACGGCUAAGGCCAAUAACGCCCAGUCCAACGCGCUCAACCUGAUUAAGAGCAACAAGGACUCUUCUGGCGCUGUACUGGUCAAGAAACAGCGUUUCAACAUAGUUCGAUACAAACAGAAGUCCAGUCGUCGGAAACGAGAGAAGGUCUCCGCGAAAAGAGAGCGCAAGGCCACAAAAACUCUCGCGAUCGUGCUGGGCGUAUUUUUAUUCUGCUGGGUCCCAUUUUUCACCUGUAAUGUCAUCGACGCGAUUUGCAUCAAGCUCGGCUGCAAGGAGUGCCAGCCCGGAGUCACCGUGUUCAUGCUCACUACAUGGCUUGGCUACAUCAACUCGUGCAUCAACCCAAUCAUCUACACGAUUUUCAACACGGAAUUCCGAAAAGCUUUCAAGCGACUUUUGACUGGUACAUCAGACCGCGUUGUUAAAUAG